Cavenderia fasciculata is the source of this 2475-nucleotide messenger RNA. RefSeq lists its product as uncharacterized. The transcript is spliced from 4 exons. The record is from RefSeq and is a predicted model, not a curated record. Lineage: Eukaryota; Evosea; Eumycetozoa; Acytosteliales; Cavenderiaceae. The coding region runs from base 1 to 2475 and encodes 824 amino acids.
AUGGGGUUACUUUCAAGAAAGAAACUCACUGGUAGUAGUGACAAGAAAAAGAGUAAAGGAGGAGUAACGAUACAAGAGCAAGUGACCGACCACCACCACAACCAAUCAACUCUUAAUAGUAGUAGUAGUAGUAGUACUAAUGGACACCUAACACAUAGUAGUAGUAAUGCUAGUCUUGGAGGAAUUGGUAAUGGUAAUAGUAAUAAUCAUAGCAGUAGCAAUAAUACUAGUAGUAGUAAUCAUGCAAAUAGUAAUGGACACAAUGUAACAUUUGAUUUACCACCUGAUAGUCGAGAAGGAAAGUUAAAAAAGAACUUGGCUGUAUCAAUCCCAACAACCAAGAGACUACUUGAAAGCGAAAGACAUCCACAUGAUAGAAAGAUGUCAAAUGCCGCCGAAGUAGAACUAUAUUUCAAACUAAAGCAAAGAGAAACUGAUUUUGCUCAAUCUCUAACAUGUGCAGUUACUCCUUUUCAAUAUUUAAAUAAUCAAGAACAUAUUGAUCAUAAUAAUAAUAUAGUUGAUGAUUUCAAAAUUGAAUUAAGUUUUGAUGGAUACACUAGUUGGUAUAGAGAAAUGAUAACAAAUGUUAAGAAUCAUGAAAGUAAUAUUAAUGGUAAUGGUGGAUCUAAAAAGAAUAAGAAAUCGGCAUCAUCUCCUACGACAUCGAGUCGGAACCCUCAACAAAAGGCUAAUGAGGAGGUGGUGGAUCAGGUGCAUUUAGACUUUUUAAAGAGACAUUUAAAUAAUGACAAGUCACAGCAACAACAAAAUGGAGCGAACCCUGUUAAAAAGACACAUCAUCGUGGUGACACUAUGACACCCAUCAAUAAUAUUACACUUAGUAACCAGAGUACUGCGCCGUCGGCGUCUGCCAACCCAUUCUCGUCGCCGGCUGGCUCUGACCAUCAUUAUCACAGCACAACCAAUUCAAGUACAGGAAACUUGGAAUCUCUAAUCAACAGUGAAAAUCGGUCUGGCGGCGGACCCGAUGCAAGAGGUCAUCUGAGAAACAAUAGUGCGACAAGUACCAACAACGACAAGGAUGACAGUUCAAACAAGCUUUCAUCCAGUCAAGAGUAUCAUAGAAUGGGACCAAGAAGAUUAAAUAGUAGUCAAAGUAUUCAUAGAACAACUACUAGUAGUAUGGGGACAAUGAAUAUUAAUAAUAAUAAUGAAAAUAAUAAUGGUAAUAAUGGAAAUAAUAAUAGUAGUGGAAAUUUAAAGAAACCAUCAUUGAAUACAAGUCAAAAUAUUGAUGAUCAAUAUGAUGAAACGACAAGUGUAGAUUCAACAGUUUAUUAUGGGAAUUCUCCAUCUGGAACUGUUGGGUUUGAAGAAAGUAUUGGUAGUAUGGAAAAUAGUAAUAGUAAUUUCUUGGAGUUGACUUCGUCCAAUAUCGAUAGUAGUACAUACUCUUCAACAGCGUCAUACAAUAGUAGCAGUAUUACUGGCAGCAAUAGUAGCAGUGGUGGCAGCAACAGUAGUGGGAAUAAUCAUAAUCACCAUUUGGGCAGCAAGAUUGGAAGUAUACUAAGUUCGAUCUUUGGGUCAAAGACGAGUAAAAACAAAAACCAUCAUCAUCAUCAUCAUCACCAAACCAAUAACCAUCAUAAUCUAAAUCUUAACCUUACCGGUAGUGGUGGAAAUAAUGGAUCAAAUGGUGUAAAUGGUGUAAAUGGUGGUGGACCUCCAUUUAUUACUAGGACACAUUCACAAUCAUCUUUACAGUAUUCUCCGAGAAUGCUAAAUGAUAUGAAUAGUCAGGCAUCUGGUGAGGGACUGCAGUCUCCGCCACCACUGAACCGUUCAGUGUCUCAGUUCUCGUUGCAGUCUAAAUCACCGCGUACACCACUCUACGACGGCCAACUCUCCAACACUACCUCUCCGAGGAACGCAUUCCUUCCCUAUUCACCUCGAGGGUCGAAUAGCGGCGGUACCAACCCUUUAUCUCCAAGCUCCAUUCCAAUGAAUGGAAGUAGUAGCAGUCAUGGUAGCCACCACAACUUGAAUCUCAAUUUAAAUGGAAUACACAAGAACAGCAGCAGUGAUGGCAAUUCAUUGGUAACUUCACCAACAGAUAAAAAUCAUCAUAGUCAUAACAGUAGUAGUAGUAGUGGUAGCAAUAAUCAUAAUCAUAAUCACCAUCAUAAUAAUCAUAACCUUGUUAAUAAUCACCAAUCCUCAUCCUCACCCUUUGUAAAUAAUAAUAAUCAUCACAAUAACAGUCAUCACCAUCACAACCAUCACAAUAGUAAUAGUAACAACAAACAUUUAUAUUCCACGCAUCAAACAGUAUUCAAUACGAUGAAUAACUCAACGAGUGAGGAUUUCGACAAUACAUUUUCUUCUUCUUCAGCAUCAUCGUCACCUUCUUCAUCACCUGCUUCCUCUCCUCCAAGCUCACCUUCCAUAUCGCCAUCAUCAUCACCUCCUCAAACAGUAACCAACUUUCUAUUGAAAUAUUAUCAAUAA